This is a messenger RNA of Pleuronectes platessa (European plaice), 2973 nucleotides long. RefSeq names its product male germ cell-associated kinase (gene mak). NCBI's taxonomy places the organism in Eukaryota, Metazoa, Chordata, Actinopteri, Pleuronectiformes, Pleuronectidae. Gene Ontology annotation, cellular component: cytoplasm; cilium; nucleus. The transcript has 17 exons. Gene Ontology annotation, molecular function: protein serine/threonine kinase activity; ATP binding. The record is from RefSeq and is a predicted model, not a curated record. Gene Ontology annotation, biological process: protein phosphorylation; intracellular signal transduction; intraciliary transport. Bases 333 to 2309 code for a protein of 658 amino acids.
UAGCAGCUUUAAGAAGCGUCCCGUGUUUGUGUGUACGUUUCCAUAGGGAGCAGACACACGCGCACACACCCUCACGCACACAGCGAGUGGGGAUUAAACAGUGUGUAUUUGACCCGAAGACACUCGGUGCUUUCAGAGGACACAGACAGCAGCCGAGGAACUACACCCUGAGAUGAUUGCCAUAUGUGAAAGCUGAGGGCGGAGCAGCCUCUCCACUCGUCCUCUCGCUCAUUGUCUCGACUUGCAAAGGCCCAGUGUUGACUGAGCCACACCAGCAUUUUCCAACCAUGGAUCAGUUUCUGGAAGAUGAGUUGUGAACCUGAAGAACAGAGAUGAUGAAUCGCUACACCACCCUGAGGCAGCUGGGGGAUGGCACCUAUGGCAGUGUGCUGAUGGGGAGAAGCAACGAGUCCGGAGAACUGGUGGCUAUCAAGAGGAUGAAGAGGAAGUUUUAUUCAUGGGAGGAAUGCAUGAACCUAAGGGAAGUGAAGUCACUGAAGAAGCUGAACCAUGCAAAUGUGGUGAAACUGAAGGAGGUCAUCAGAGAGAACGAUCACCUCUACUUUGUCUUCGAGUACAUGAAGGAGAACCUCUACCAGCUUAUGAAGGACAGAAAAAAAUUGUUCCCCGAGUCAGCUAUAAGAAACAUAAGCUUUCAGAUAUUACAAGGCCUGUCGUUUAUUCACAGACAUGGCUUCUUCCAUCGAGACAUGAAGCCGGAGAAUCUGCUGUGCAUGGGUCCAGAACUGAUCAAAAUAGCAGAUUUUGGACUGGCCAGAGAGAUCCGCUCCAAACCGCCCUACACAGACUACGUAUCAACCAGAUGGUAUCGUGCUCCAGAGGUCCUGCUCAGGUCGUCUACCUACAGCUCUCCUAUUGACCUGUGGGCUGUGGGCUGCAUCAUGGCUGAACUCUACACACUCAGGCCUCUUUUCCCCGGGAACAGUGAAGUGGAUGAGAUCUUCAAGAUCUGCCAAGUCCUGGGCACCGUCAAAAAGAUGGAUUGGUCAGAGGGCUACCAACUAGCUUCUGCGAUGAACUUCCGCUUCCCCCAGUGUGUGCCCACCCACCUAAAGACCCUGAUACCGAACGCUAGCAAUGAGGCCAUCGCCCUGAUGAGGGACAUGCUGCAGUGGGACCCCAAGAAGAGACCCACUGCCGUGCAGGCCCUGCGUUACCCGUACUUCCAGGUAGGCCAAGUGUUGGGGCCUCGUCCUCAAAGCCAGGAAGUCAAAAAAGUCCAGGCCAGGCCACCGGCCCAGAAGCAGACCUCCGAGACCAAGACUGAUCACCAGCAGUCUUCCUCCGAGUCCAAAGGCUCCACACCCUCAAUUAAAAAUCAUCAGCAGCAGCAGCAGCAUCAUCAUCAUCAUCAGCCUCUUCAGCAGAUCCCUCUGCCUCAAGCUGAGAGUAAACCAGGAGCUGUCAGCCAUGCAAAAGCAUCGCAGGGCAGUGAAAACAGCGCUGGGGGUGGCGGGAUGGGGGGGCUGAAGAGCAGUCGCCGGCGCUGGGGCCAGACGGUGGCCAAGACCUUGGAUAGCUGGGAGGAAACCGACCAGUUAGAAAACACAGCCUCCAACUCCAAGAAACCAAGCCUGGGAAACGCAGAGGAGGAGAGGAGCUCGAAGGAGCACCACUCACAGCCCAAGGAGCAGAAACCUCUGUAUUCCUUCAGCACAGUUACUAAGCUGCCCAACAAUGUGAAGGUUGGCCAGGUGGACAACAGUCUUCCAGGAUCUGCAGCACGGCAGCACUACCUCAGCCAGUCACGGUACCUGCCUGGUUUGAUUGGCAAAAAUCAGAUGACCUCCUCGGGCGAUAAGGAGAUGAGCGCCAUGACACUGCGGGAUCUGUGGGAGACGUCCUCUGGCACUGUGAACAAACCACUGGCUCCCAUUGGAGGAGGACUAUCCGUCACCAGAACCAAUGCAGGGAACUUCGUAAGCACCAAGUACAACCUCUCAGGCGGUUACAUCCCUUCAUUCCAAAAGAAAGAGGUGGGGUCAGUGGGGCAGAGAAUCCAACUUGCUCCUUUGGCUGGGCAGCACGCAAUCAAUCUCUCUUCCUCUCCUGAUAAUAAAAAAGACAAAGCUAUAGCUGCAAAGCCCAAGCCCACAUCCAACUCAUCUUUGAGUGAAACCAAUGAAGAUUACGACGGCUGGAAGAGGAGGACAGACGGCUCUCAGGUGAAGGGGAGCAGCUACUCCGCUCUGGGGAAAACCUCUGGGAGCCUCCUGAGCAGAGCCCCUGCAGUACAGCCCGUCCACGGGAGAAUGGACUGGACAUCCAAGUAUGGCGGAAAUCGGUAGUUGUGGGGAAACAAGGAAUGAACAACUUCUGCUUGAUGGGCGGCUUUGCCAUGUGUACACAACUUUGAACAUUUUGACCUUUUUUAAGCUCAAAUCUGGAGGAAGUGGGAUAAUUUUGUAUGUUGCUCUAAAAAAAAAAAAAAAAGACAUCAAGGUGUGCACGACACAUCCCACGUUCUUUGCUGAGAAAUUUUCAUCAGGCAAGAUCCACUACACUUAUGCUGAGUCUGUAUAUUGUGGAGAUGAAGAUUGCCAUGAACCAAGACUGAUCCUGUCUGCAAGACGAUCCCUCUGUUUCCCUGGAGGAUUCAGUGUGAGCCAAUUCUACUGUUAGCAGGUGGAUGUUCUUAGUAGGAUCUAAAUGUUGCAUUGCUUUUUUAACUAGUUUUUAAAUUGUCAAGUAUUGUUUCACUACCCAUGGACAGAGUGUCAACAGCCUUCUAUCGACUGUUAAUGCUGCAUUCUCUCUGCUAUUAUCCACCAUAGUGUAGCUGAUAGAUUCUCAGUGUAAUGGCUAAAAGGCCAACAUCAACUUACUCUUAAUAUUAUGAGGUGACUUCAAACAUCUUUAUGUUAUGCAAAGCAUAAAUGGACAAUUUUGUAAGCAUUUUAUACAAAUAAAUAUUUGAAAGUUCAUAGCAUUCUUUUUUUUUUUUUAAAUAAA